Molecule: messenger RNA, 4076 nt
Organism: Myotis davidii
Lineage: Eukaryota; Metazoa; Chordata; Mammalia; Chiroptera; Vespertilionidae
Gene: ESPNL
Product: espin-like
Biological process (GO): actin filament bundle assembly
Cellular component (GO): cytoplasm
Molecular function (GO): actin filament binding
Source: RefSeq, a predicted model, not a curated record
UUAUUCUCUGAAAUCAAUUUUAAAAAAUAACACAAUCACCUGAGACUGUCACUGGAAGCCCUGGGAAGGCAGGUCCCUGAUGUGCAGUGUCCCCCUCCAGGGAGGCUGUGGGUGCCCAGCUCCAGGUCUGGGAGGUGCACCCUGUGGCUCUGAAAUAUGCACCUGAGACCGUUCGCUGCAGCCCCUCAGACUCUGGUUGGUGGGUGGGCUGAGGCAGGGCCUCCAAACCCUCGGUCUCCCUUGGCGUCUUCCUGUCCAGUGUCUACCCUGUGCCCAAGGCUGGCCCUGCGCAGUCAGCUGAGGGCCAGAACCCAGCGUAGGUUUCCAGGUGGGGAGACUCCUUGUAUGAUGAUAGACCCCAACACUCCUGGUGGUAUGUUCCCCAGAAACGGCCCCAUUGUGGAUGGGUCUGCCCUCCCGUGACAUAUCUCCCAAGUGGCUUUCUCAGGCCAGCACCAGCUCAAGGCUGCUUCCCGGGCUGGGGGAACAGGUGCUGGGGGCCUGCUGCUUUCUUCAGAGGAUCUUGCAACUAAGCUGUGGCUGGAUGUGGGAAGUUCAUCCCAGGCUGAGACAUAUCCUCAGCCCUCGCCUCAUGGGAAGAAGAGGCAUGGCCCAGCGAGGGGCAGUGUCCACUGGCCGGUGCCCAGCCCCUGAUCUCAACACGGUGUGAGCCCUUCCCCUCUACCCUGUGCCCUCUCCCCACCACGACUCAGCACAGCGGAAGUGGCUCAGGCAGGGCUUGUGGCCCAAUCCCCAAGGCCUGCCCCCCCCCCCCUUGCACCCUGCCGCCUCCCAUCUGCCCUGUGGGCUGCUUAUCGGGUAACCAGAGCUGGGAGCUGCGUCCACGCCUGAAACAGGAAGCCCGGGCCUGUGCGUGAGCCCUGAGAGCCUGCGGGUGGCUGGGCAGGAGGAUGGAGGAGCAGCGGGCGCUGCUGGCCGCCAGGGACGGGGACCUGGCCACCUUGGAGCAGCUGCUGGAGGCUGGCACCCUGGGGGCGGAGCUGUGCUGGCUGGUGCGUGAAGGGGGCUGCGGUCUGCAGGACCAAGAUGACUCGGGUGUCUCCCCGCUACACCUGGCCGCCCGCUUCGCCCACCCGGUGCUGGUGGAGUGGCUGCUCCGAGAGGGCCACGCAGCCACGCUGGAGACGCUGGAGGGGGCCCUGCCGCUGCACCACGCCGCUGUCAGCGGGGACCUGACCUGCCUGAAGCUCCUGGCAGCUGCCCACCGCAGCAGCGUGAACCGGCGGACACGCAGCGGCGCCUCCCCGCUGUACCUGGCCUGCCAGGAGGGCCACCUGCACCUGGCCCAGUUCCUGGUGAAGGACUGCGGCGCCGACGUGCAUCUGCGCGCCCUGGACGGCAUGAGCGCGCUGCAUGCUGCCGCCGCCCGCGGACACUACUCUCUAGUUGUCUGGCUGGUCACCUUCACUGACAUCGGCCUGACCGCACGGGACAACGAGGGGGCCACAGCCCUCCACUUUGCAGCACGAGGUGGCCACACACCCAUCCUCGACCGGCUGCUGCUGCUGGGCGCCCCCAUCAUGAGAGACUCCUGGGGUGGGACCCCCCUGCAUGACGCCGCAGAGAACGGACAGAUGGAGUGCUGCCAGACCCUGGUCUCCCACCGCGUGGACCCCUCCCUGCGGGAUGAAGAUGGCUACACGGCGGCAGACCUGGCGGAGUACCACGGACACCAGGACUGCGCCCAGUACCUGCGGGAGACGGCCCGGCCGGUGCCGCUCCUGAUGACACCUCCGCCCCCACCAUUCCCCCCUCCUCCACUGUCGGCUGCGAGGCGCUCCCCAGAGGAUGGAAGAGGGGGCUCAGGUCUCAGGAGCCCCACCUCAGCGUCUCUCAGCCCCGCCUGGCCUGGCCAGUCUGACCAGCCUCUUCCGAGGGAGCAGAUGACCCACGCAGCUGCCCUGGGGAUCAGCACCAGCGCCCUGGUUGUCACUACGGGGGCAGAGACAGCGGCAGGGGAUACCCCCCAGGGCCUGGCCGCACUACAGCUGGAUGGACUGCCCUCUGGCGACCUCGACGGGCUGGUGCCCACGCGUGAUGAGCGCGGCCGGCCCAAGCCAACUAGUUUUCUAGCAGAGCAGACACCCACCUUCUUUGAAGGGGAAGGCUGGGCCCCCACAGGGCUGGGGUAUUGCCCUGCGCUUCCGUCUCUAAGUCCAGGCAAGAGCCAGCUGGUGUCCAGGGCUGGGCUCCCAGGGGCACUGGGAGCAGGCCACCUCGGGGAGCUUGAACCAGCAGGAAGGAGCAUGCCCUCCCAGCACCCGCUGACUGGCCCUCCUUGUGCCCAGGAGGACGGCGGGAGCGUGGGCCCCACGGAGCAGGCGGCCUGGCGGUACUCGCAGACCCACCAGGCCAUCCUGGGCCCCUUCGGGGAGCUGCUGACGGAGGACGACCUGGUGUACCUGGAGAAGCAGAUCGCCGACCUGCAGCUGCGGAGACGCUGCCAGGAGUACGAGAGCCAGCUGGGUCAGCUGGCCGCAGAGCUGCAGGCCCUGCUGCCCGAGCCCCUGGUUAGCAUCACUGUCAACAGCCACUUCCUGCCCCGGGCGCCAGGGCUGGAGGGCGAGGAAGCCCCAUGCCCAGUGCCAGAGCCCUCAGGCCCUGAGGUGGCCGUAGAGGCUGUGCAGGGUGGGCAGCCCCUGCCCUUCUGGUGCAGCCACGUGGCGCGGCUGGUGCGAAGCAUGUCGCUGCUGCUGAAGGGCAUGAACGGGCUGGUGCAGGGUGAGGAGAAACCGGCCGUGCAGCCCCCCCAAGAGGCCAGCAGGGAGGCCCCGGCCAGCCCCCCACAGAGCGAGGCCCAGCGUGAGAUCCAGGAGUGUGGGGUGUCUGUGCGGACGCUCCGUGGCAACUUUGAGUCGGCCCCCUGCCUGCCCUGCAUCCCAAACCUCGGACCCUGUGAGGCAGGGGCCCCUCCCGGGCAGUGCCCCAGAGCCUACUGGCCCGCCCCUCCGCAGCCCCGUGGCAGUCCAAUCGGAGGGGAGCCCGGGCCGGGCGACACCGAGGAGGCCAGCGACUCAGGCAUCAGCUGUGAGGAGGCCCCGUCGGAGGCGGGUGCCGGGCACAGCCCUGACCUGGCCAACCUGCGGAAGGAGCGCAUCGUCAUGCUGUUCCUCAGCCACUGGAAGAAGUGGCCUAGGGCCCAGGGCCUCCUGUCUCCCGAGCAGUUCCUGCCCCACGUGGACGGGGCGCCCGUGCCCUACGGCAGCCUCACGCUGGACCUCUUCAUGCUGGGCUACUUCCAGCUCCUGGAGUGCGACCUGCCCGCAGAGGAGAGAAAGAUGCGCCACCUGCUCUGCUUCGAGGUCUUCGAGCACCUGGGCGCCCAUGGCUGGGAGGCCGCGCGGGCCUUCCACAAGGCCGUGACCGACGAGGUGGCCUCCGGCCGCCGGGCCUGGACCGAUGGCUUCGAGGACAUCAAAGCCCGCUUCUUCGGCUCCAACCGCGGUCCCGCCUGGGACGCCGAGCCUGGCCGCAAGUCAGGCCUGACCCCGCUUGGGCCCCCGCCCCACACCUCCAGCCCCAGUGGCGGCCCCGAGCCUGCAGCUCAGCGGCUGGGGUCCAGCUCCCAGCGGGGCAGCUUCAACAGCGAGGACAUCUGUGGUUACAUCGACCGAAGCUUCGCCUUCUGGAAGGAGAAAGAAGCUGAGAUGUUCAGCUUCGGAGACUGAGAGGGCCGGCAGCCCCUUCCGAGGGCCCUGGGGUGGUUUCGGUUCUCUCUCCUCUUGUCCUUUUUCACCCACCUGGUGGCCAGGUGAGCCCGCCAGGCGGGCAGACACUCAGCGUGCCAGCGCCCUCUAGGUCUGCCCUUGAGUCCUUCCUCCUCGGCUCUGGGCUCAGCCUCAGAAUCCUCUCACCACCGACCCCAAGAGGCCUCUCCGCUGUCCUUCAGCCCCGAAGUUGACCAACUCCUGUCCCAGCCCCAGGUCCCUCUGCCUGACUGUCCCCUGUGCACCUGGAUCCCAGUCCAUGUUCUCCGUGGGUCCUCCUCCCAGUGCCUGCGUGUCUGGCCUCGGUUUCUCCUGCUGAGCUCAGGCUGCCCCUCCACGUCCCCUGGC